GCCCGCCCAUUGGUGGAGGCACUUUUGGAGGCACCCUCGGGCCAGGGAAACUUUUGCCAUAUAAAUAGGGCAGAUCCGGGCUUUAUUAUUUUAGCACCACGGCGGCAGGAGGUUUCUGCUAAGUUGGAGGCACUGGCCGCUACUGCAUGCCUGCGCCCGCCAGGUGAUACCUCCGUCGGUGACCCAGGGGCUGUGCGACACAAGGAGUCUGCAUGUCUAAGUGGUAGACAUGCUCAGCUUUGUGGAUACGCGGACUUUGCUGCUGCUUGCAGUAACGUCGUGCCUAGCAACAUGCCAAUCUUUACAAGAGGAAACUGUAAGAAAGGGCCCACCUGGAGAUAGAGGACCACGUGGAGAAAGGGGUCCGGCAGGCCCACCAGGCAGAGACGGCAGUGAUGGUUCCCCAGGCCCUGCUGGCCCUCCAGGCCCUCCUGGGCCCCCUGGUCUCGGUGGGAACUUUGCUGCUCAAUAUGAUGGAAAAGGAGUGGGACUUGGCCCUGGACCAAUGGGCUUAAUGGGACCCAGAGGCCCUCCAGGUGCAAGUGGAGCUCCUGGCCCUCAAGGUUUCCAAGGACCUGCUGGUGAGCCUGGUGAACCUGGUCAAACUGGUCCUGCUGGUGCUCGAGGUCCAGCUGGCCCUCCUGGCAAGGCUGGGGAUGAUGGUCACCCUGGAAAACCUGGACGACCUGGUGAGAGAGGAGUCGUUGGCCCACAGGGUGCUCGUGGUUUCCCUGGGACCCCUGGACUCCCUGGCUUCAAGGGCAUUAGGGGAUACAACGGUCUGGAUGGAUUGAAGGGACAGCCUGGGGCUCCAGGUGUGAAGGGUGAACCUGGUGCCCCUGGUGAAAAUGGAACUCCAGGUCAAACAGGAGCCCGUGGGCUUCCUGGUGAGAGAGGACGCGUUGGUGCCCCUGGUCCAGCUGGAUCCCGUGGAAGUGAUGGAAGUGUGGGUCCUGUGGGUCCUGCUGGUCCCAUUGGUUCCGCUGGUCCCCCAGGCUUCCCAGGUGCCCCUGGCCCCAAGGGUGAACUUGGACCUGUUGGUAACACUGGUCCCUCUGGCCCUGCCGGUCCCCGUGGUGAACAGGGUCUUCCAGGUGUUUCUGGCCCUGUAGGACCUCCUGGCAACCCUGGAGCCAAUGGCCUGACUGGCGCUAAGGGUGCUGCUGGCCUGCCCGGUGUUGCCGGGGCCCCCGGCCUCCCUGGACCCCGUGGUAUUCCUGGCCCUGUUGGUGCUUCCGGUGCUACUGGUGCCAGAGGACUUGUUGGUGAACCUGGCCCAGCUGGCUCUAAAGGAGAGAGUGGUGGCAAGGGUGAGCCUGGUUCUGCUGGGCCCCAAGGUCCUCCUGGCUCCAGUGGUGAAGAAGGAAAGAGAGGCCCCAGUGGUGAAUCUGGAUCCACCGGCCCCACAGGCCCUCCUGGGCUGAGAGGUGGUCCUGGUUCUCGGGGUCUCCCUGGAGCUGAUGGCAGAGCUGGUGUCAUUGGCCCUGCUGGUGCCCGUGGUGCAAGUGGUCCUGCUGGUGUCCGAGGCCCCAGCGGAGACACUGGUCGCCCUGGGGAGCCUGGUCUCAUGGGAGCCAGAGGCCUUCCCGGAUCCCCUGGAAAUGUUGGCCCAGCUGGUAAAGAAGGUCCUGCGGGCCUUCCUGGUAUUGACGGCAGGCCUGGCCCCAUUGGCCCAGCUGGAGCAAGAGGAGAGGCUGGCAACAUCGGAUUCCCUGGACCCAAAGGACCCGCUGGUGAUCCUGGCAAAGGUGGAGAGAAAGGUCAUGCCGGUCUUGCUGGUAACCGGGGUGCGCCAGGUCCUGAUGGAAACAAUGGUGCUCAGGGACCUCCUGGACUACAAGGUGUCCAAGGUGGGAAAGGUGAACAGGGUCCUGCCGGUCCUCCAGGCUUCCAGGGUCUGCCUGGCCCCGCAGGCACAACUGGCGAAGCAGGCAAACCAGGAGAAAGAGGUAUCCCUGGUGAAUUUGGUCUCCCUGGUCCUGCCGGUCCAAGAGGAGAGCGUGGUCCCCCAGGCGAGAGUGGAGCUGUUGGUCCUUCUGGCGCCAUUGGAAGCCGAGGUCCUUCUGGACCCCCAGGGCCUGAUGGAAACAAGGGUGAACCUGGUGUAGUCGGCGCUCCGGGCACUGCUGGUCCAGCUGGUUCUGGUGGACUCCCAGGAGAGAGGGGAGCUGCUGGUAUACCUGGAGGCAAGGGGGAGAAGGGUGAAACCGGUCUCAGAGGUGAAGUUGGUACCACAGGCAGAGAUGGUGCUCGUGGUGCUCCUGGUGCUGUGGGUGCCCCUGGUCCUGCUGGAGCCACUGGUGACCGGGGUGAAGCUGGUGCUGCUGGCCCCGCCGGUCCUGCUGGCCCUCGCGGUAGCCCUGGUGAACGUGGUGAGGUUGGUCCUGCUGGCCCCAACGGAUUUGCUGGUCCUGCUGGUGCUGCUGGUCAACCUGGUGCUAAAGGAGAGAGAGGAACCAAAGGACCUAAGGGCGAAAAUGGUAUCGUUGGCCCCACGGGCCCCGUUGGAUCUGCUGGUCCAGCUGGUCCAAAUGGCCCUGCAGGUCCUGCUGGAAGUCGUGGUGAUGGUGGCCCUCCUGGUGUUACUGGUUUUCCUGGUGCUGCUGGGCGGACUGGCCCUCCUGGACCCUCUGGUAUCACUGGCCCUCCUGGUCCUUCUGGUGCUGCUGGUAAAGAAGGGCUCCGUGGUCCUCGUGGUGACCAAGGUCCAAUUGGGCGAGCUGGAGAAACAGGUGCAGGUGGCCCCCCUGGCUUUACUGGUGAGAAGGGUCCCUCCGGAGAACCUGGUACUGCUGGACCUCCUGGCACUGCAGGUCCUCAGGGUCUUCUAGGGGCUCCCGGUAUCCUGGGUCUCCCAGGCUCUCGAGGUGAACGUGGUCUACCAGGUGUUGCUGGAGCUGUGGGUGAGCCUGGCCCUCUUGGCAUCCAAGGUCCUCCUGGGGCCCGUGGUCCCUCUGGUGCUGUGGGUGGCCCUGGAGUCAACGGUGCUCCUGGUGAGGCUGGCCGAGAUGGCAACCCUGGGAGUGAUGGCCCUCCCGGCCGUGAUGGUCUCCCUGGACACAAGGGAGAGCGUGGCUAUGCUGGCAACCCUGGUCCCGUUGGCGCUGCAGGUGCCCCUGGUCCGCAUGGCGCUGUGGGUCCUGCUGGCAAACACGGAAACCGUGGUGAACCUGGUCCUGUCGGUUCUGCUGGUCCCGUUGGUGCCAUUGGUCCAAGAGGUCCUAGUGGCCCACAAGGUAUUCGAGGUGACAAGGGAGAGGCUGGUGACAAGGGGCCCCGAGGUCUUCCUGGCUUAAAGGGACACAACGGAUUGCAGGGUCUCCCCGGUCUCGCUGGUCAGCAUGGUGAUCAAGGUGCUCCUGGCGCUGUGGGACCCGCUGGUCCUCGGGGCCCUGCUGGUCCUUCUGGCCCUCCUGGCAAAGACGGUCGCACUGGACAUCCUGGUGCAGUUGGACCUGCUGGCAUCCGUGGCUCGCAGGGUAGCCAAGGUCCUAGCGGCCCUCCUGGUCCCCCCGGACCCCCUGGCCCUCCUGGUGCAAGUGGUGGCGGUUACGACUUUGGUUAUGAAGGAGACUUCUACAGGGCUGACCAGCCUCGCUCACCACCUUCCCUCAGACCCAAGGAUUAUGAAGUUGAUGCUACUCUGAAAUCCCUCAACAACCAAAUCGAGACCCUUCUUACUCCUGAGGGCUCUAGGAAAAACCCCGCUCGCACCUGCCGUGACCUGAGGCUCAGCCACCCAGAGUGGAACAGCGGUUAUUACUGGAUUGACCCUAACCAAGGAUGUACUAUGGAUGCCAUCAAAGUAUACUGUGAUUUCUCUACCGGUGAAACCUGCAUUCGGGCCCAACCUGAGAGCAUCUCAGCCAAGAGCUGGUACAGAAACUCCAAGGUCAAGAAGCACGUCUGGCUGGGAGAAACUAUCAAUGGUGGAACCCAGUUUGAAUAUAAUGAAGAAGGAGUGACCCCCAAGGAAAUGGCUACCCAACUUGCCUUCAUGCGCCUGCUGGCUAACCAUGCCUCUCAAAACAUCACCUACCACUGCAAGAACAGCAUUGCAUACAUGGAUGAGGAGACUGGCGACCUGAAAAAGGCUGUCAUCCUGCAGGGCUCUAAUGAUGUUGAACUUGUUGCUGAGGGCAACAGCAGGUUCACUUACACUGUUCUCGUAGAUGGCUGCUCUAGAAAGACAGAUGAGUGGAGAAAGACAAUCUUCGAGUACAAAACAAAUAAGCCAUCUCGCCUGCCCAUCCUCGAUAUUGCACCUUUGGACAUCGGUGGUGCUGACCAAGAAAUCAGAUUGGACAUUGGCCCUGUCUGUUUCAAAUAAAUGAACUCAAACUAAAUUUAAAAAAAAAAAAGAAUUCUGAACAAACUUUCUCUCUUUGCCAUUUCUUCUUCUUUUCUUAACUGAAAGCUGAAUCCUUCCAUUUCUUCUGCAGAUCUACUUGCUUAAAUUGUGGGCAAAAGAGAAGGAGAAGGAUUGAUCAGAGCAUUGUGCAAUACGUUUCAAUAAACUCCCUCCCUUCUUCCCCCUCCCCCAGAGAUUUGGAAUUUUUGAAAAAUGUCAACAUUUGUAAGAAAACCAAAAUAAAAAUUAAAAAUGAAAUAAAAAACCAUGAACAUUUGCACCACUUGUGGCUUCUGAAUCUCUUCCACAGAGGGAAGUUUAAAUCCCAAACUUCCAAAGGUUUAAACUACCUCAAAACACUUUCCUGUGAGUGUGAUCCACAUCAUUAGGUGCUGACCUAGCCAGAGAUGAACUGAGGUACUUGUUUUGUUUUGUUCAUAAUGCAAAGGUGCUAAUUAAUAGUAUUUCAGAUACUUGAAUGUUGAUGGUGCUAGAAGAAUUUGAGAAGAAAUACUCUAUGUUGAGUUGUAUUGUUUUUCCCCCAUUUGAUUUAACAUCAGUAAUUUCCACCUUAUCCCCAAUUAAAAGUGUGUGGAUCAUUUGCCCAGCAUGUCCUCUUUAGAUUCAGCAUUUGUUCUUUGCCAGUCUCAUUUCCAUCCUCUCCCAUGGUUCCAAAGAAGCCUUGUUUCUUGAACAAGCAGAAAAAUUAAAUUGUACCUAUUUUGUAUAUGUGAGAUGUUUAAAUAAAUUGUGAAAAAA
Molecule: messenger RNA, 5110 nt
Organism: Choloepus didactylus (southern two-toed sloth)
Lineage: Eukaryota; Metazoa; Chordata; Mammalia; Pilosa; Megalonychidae
Gene: COL1A2
Product: collagen type I alpha 2 chain
Exons: 52
Coding region: 230-4330 (1366 amino acids)
Molecular function (GO): extracellular matrix structural constituent
Source: RefSeq, a predicted model, not a curated record